AUGAAGAACGACCUGCUGCUCCUUAGGCCUGAUGGACCUCAGCUCAGCAAACAUCUCGUCUUCUUCCAUGGAGACAUUCAGAACUUUCAGGAUGAGAUGGUCCUCCAGCCAGAGGGGGUGCAGUGGCUGUCCUGGAGUCUGGAACAAGUGGCUGUCACCCUUGGCCGUCGUUUCCCUCAACACCACAUCUGGGUGGUGAGAGCCUCGCGCAUGUACCUCCACAAGUUCAGCUGCUACCACAACUUUGUGGAGAGCAACAUGUUUGGAGCUCCACAACACACGUCCUACUCGGCCAACGGUGGAGCUCUUCACCACCUCAGGGCCCUGCUAAGCCACGCAAUGGAGCGAGCCGGCCUGCCAAACACUCUACAUCCACAGGGAGGUGCCGCAACAAUCCCGCCAGGGUUUUCUCUGACUGUAGUGGGCUUCAGUAAAGGCUGCGUGGUCCUGAACCAGAUGGUGUAUGAGCUGGCCGGUGCUCGGGCAGACCAGCACAUGUGGGACUUUGUUAAAAGCAUCUCAGACAUGUUCUGGUUGGAUGGCGGCCACCCAGGAGGAAGUGAAACCUGGGUGACAGACAAGCAGGUGCUGCACCAGCUGGCUGCCAGUGGAAUUGGUAUCCACGCGCACGUCACCCCGUAUGAGGUGUGCGACCCCAUGCGGGCCUGGGUCGGCCGUGAGCACAGACGCUUCAUCAAGACCUUGGAGGAGUUUGGGGCCAGCCUCUUCCAUAAAAUCCAUUUUGAAGAUAAACCCCCCUGUAUUGAAAACCAUUUCAGGGUCAUACAGGAAUUCUGA
Messenger RNA from Doryrhamphus excisus (bluestripe pipefish), 798 nucleotides. RefSeq names its product linkage group 12 C2orf69 homolog (gene lg12h2orf69). Lineage: Eukaryota; Metazoa; Chordata; Actinopteri; Syngnathiformes; Syngnathidae. Gene Ontology annotation, cellular component: mitochondrion. The record is from RefSeq and is a predicted model, not a curated record.